Molecule: messenger RNA, 636 nt
Organism: Pocillopora damicornis (cauliflower coral)
Lineage: Eukaryota; Metazoa; Cnidaria; Anthozoa; Scleractinia; Pocilloporidae
Product: ubiquitin carboxyl-terminal hydrolase 16
Biological process (GO): protein deubiquitination
Molecular function (GO): cysteine-type deubiquitinase activity; zinc ion binding
Source: RefSeq, a predicted model, not a curated record
CUACAGCGGAUACUUAUGGAAGAGAUAUGUACUUAGUGUGAGCAGCACUGAGAAAAGACCAUGCACGUAUUCCGGUCACGAUCGUGAAGAUGGCGAAGGGAAAGCGGAAUUCACUGAAAAAGAAGAAGCAACAAAAGGGAACCGAUGAGGUUCAAAAUGGCAAGGAAGAUGACGACGAUAAAACUUGUCCUCAUAUUUCAAAGUCAGUCAAACUGAACUGUUUGCAGAACAAAGUUCCUCACACUUCACUAGGACAGUGCUUAAAUUGUGGUCAAUUGGAUGGUUCAGAAAGAUUUGGUGUCUGUAUUUGUCUUUUCUGUGCCCAUCAGGGAUGUGAUAGGAAUAGUGAAGACAAACAUGCUCUAUCACAUAAUAAAGAAAAUCCUUCACACACCAUUGUAGUCAGUCUUCAAACUUGGGUUGUAUGGUGUUAUGCUUGCGAUGACGAAGUCCUAGUUGAACCUGACUCUUCUGUUCAAAAGUGCAUCAAAUUGUUAUUAAAGGUUAUGAACUUAACCCCUCCUGCAGGUAAUUCUAACAGUUAUGAUAUUAAAUUAGUCAAAUCAAAUUAAUUAGGUUUGUCCUUAUUAUAGUCAUCAUCCUUCAGAACAAUACAAUUUUUCAAAUUACUUGGAU